Messenger RNA from Frankliniella occidentalis (western flower thrips), 2479 nucleotides. RefSeq lists its product as uncharacterized. The coding region runs from base 244 to 1842 and encodes 532 amino acids. The transcript is spliced from 2 exons. The record is from RefSeq and is a predicted model, not a curated record. Gene Ontology annotation, molecular function: protein binding. Lineage: Eukaryota; Metazoa; Arthropoda; Insecta; Thysanoptera; Thripidae.
CUUCUUGGGCGAUACGAGUGUAAUAAGCCGGAGCCCCCUGCCCCCCCCCCCCAACCCCCUCUUCAAGGCUCAGGCUCCCCCCCUUCUCCGUGGCGACUGCGCAUGCCCGCAUGCCCCUAUACGCCCCCUCGAGCACUCUGCCUCACUCUACACCCCCGAGACCCACGCCGGGCAAAUUGCAUCCCCACCCCCCGGGUAAGGCCAGCUGCACUGCCUGCACUCUGAACGGUCGAGGUGGAUAUCAUGUCGAGCACAGAGGCGAAUGAAGUUUCUCCGUCUCCUGACAUCCAAAUAGCUCGGGGGACCUCUGUUACUCACCCUGACGGUGGAGAUACAGAUUCUGACUCACAGGCGGAGGACAUCAUCUCGUUGCUCCCAGAUGAAUUACUGUUGUCAAUAUUUCAGCUUUUGGGCCCCAAAGAUCUUGUGACAGCCAUUGCAAAUGUGUCUUUGAGGUGGAGAAAAUUAGCGAGGGAACCAAGUCUCUGGAGGAACAGGUUCAUUUAUUAUUGCUGGCGGAAUCCAAAUGUCUUCAUUGACAUAUUGAAGAACGUUCAUACUCAAAUUGAAUACCUGCACUUAGGUGGCCACAGAGAACUGGAAGAAAAAGCUCUGCAAGCAUUACUUUCAGUAAAUGUGACACAUGUGAAGAGACUUGACUUUCUUGGUAGUUGUCGCACCGACCCAAGUAAAGUAUUAGAAAUUCUGUCAAAAUUCAGUCUAAAUAUUGAGUCACUUACUUUGUGUGUUAAUGAUGAGUUAGUUUCUUAUGGAGAAGAUGGUUUAACAUGUUACGCUUUUGUUCAUUCCAAUGCAAUUCCAAGGCCAGGCCUUAUAUUUACCAUAAUGGCUCAAAUGACAAAUUUGAAAAAUUUGCGAUUAUGUGGAGGAUUUAGUACACAGUGGUAUUUUGGAGAAUUGUUGGAGCAGCCAGGUUGUGGGAUGAUAGAAACUUUAGAUUUAAAAGAAUUUCAAGAAUUUAGACAUCGGUUUAUAUCAAGCAGAAAAACUGGCUUUGUGCAGGCUCUUUUAAUAAAAAACAAAAAUCAUUUAAAGUCUAUUAAGCUGUCAGAAACAUGUGCUCGAAAUCCAGGAGUGAGAGAAUGUGUGAAUGAAAGUCAAGAGCAUUUGGAAGAACUGGCAAUUAAUGCAGCACAGAUAGACUAUUUUCUACAUGAAAUGAUCAAUAUCACUGCACUGCAUUUGACAGGACGGUUCCAAUUUGAUUGGGAGGAAGGAAUUUGCAAGGUAAUAAAUUAUUCACACAUAACUACAAAUUUAGAGGAGAUCAAUCUUAUCCAGUUUAACCAUAUGGGAAUGAGCUUUUAUGAAAUUGGCCAAUCAUUUGCUCGGCUAAGAGUAUUUAGAAUUGAUGGAAAUUUGCUUGAUGAAAGGAAUAUUGCUAUUGUAGCAAAGUACUCACCCUCGCUUGAAAAAAUAUGUGUGAGGAACACUAAUAUAGUUGCCAAAAGACAUCUGGUUCUAUUGGAGAUGAAUGUUCACUCACUGAAAAUUAUAGACUUUGGAGGAAUAUCAGGACUUAAAUGUACAAAUUCUGCAGUUAAAUUGAAGAAAAAAUCCAUUGUAGAAUUGAAAGUUUUUGGAACAGGCUGUGAUUGCAAACAUGAACAAAAAAGUACCUCCCCGGAAAAGAAAUCACAUUCAGUCAAAUCAAAUGGUACAAACAACAUAGAUGAUACGGUACCAGUGACAUCUGAAAAAGAGAGAUUUCGAUUGAUUGACUUAAUCAUGAGUAACAUGAUAAAAGUAGAAUUUUUCUCAGAAAUUGCAGGAAUUUCCAAAAUUGAUGCAAAUGAUAUAAUUUUUCACUUCAAUCAGUAACUGUUGCUGUUGAAAAUGUAAUUCAAUCACAUUUAUUGCAUUUGAGUGUGAAUGUCUUAAUUGUGAUGUAAUUCCUUUAAUACUAAAGUUUUGAGUCUAAAAAUUAUAACUUUUAAAAUGUAAUGACCAAGUUUGUGCUGUGUCAUGUAUAAAACAUGUAUAAAAUACUUAUGUAACAAUCAAUCAUUUAUUUAAUCAAAUUGGGCGUAAAUUAACAGAGCUCAUAAUUUCUACUGUACAUUUAUUUACAGAUUCAGGCAGACAACUGUGGUUAAAAGUGGUUACUGUGCAAUGAUUUCUUGAAACACCUCUGUCAUAUAUAUCACCUGCAAAGUUUUUUACUCUUUAGAUUGAAAGUAUAAUUAAGAAAUACUGUAUCAUUCUAAUGUCUGUGGCAUAUUUUAUCAUAAAUUUAUUAUAAUUUAUGUACCCUAUACAGUUUAACUUUUUUUUGUACAUGAAAAUGAUAAAUGAAUCACAAACAAAAUUAAAAUACAUGUCUGCUCUAGCAAAAUCUUUACACAGUUGUUUUAUUCAAUUUUUACCCUAUAGGACCGUGCUCUCACAUCAUAUCUUAAGAAAUCUAACUGUCAGUCAACUUACACUAACAGACAGAAAUAAACACACAAAGAUACUU